AUGUCAGAUACACUUACCAUGCACAGCAGAUUCCAAGUGGAAAACGACAUUUCAUACGCACGACGUCUUAUAAGUCAUAUUACGAUUUUUAUCAGACUCAAGAAAAGGGACGUUACACCACUCUCACACGUGCAGUAUAUAGCACUUUCAACAAACUACAGCUACGAAACUAUAGUAACUACUGGACUUGUCCUUUUUAGAGACGCUGAUAUUGCAUACAAUAAAGAACGUGAUUCGUUUAGAAAAAAAAUAGAAGUAACAUGUUUGGUUGCACGCAGUGUGAUACAAGAAGCGUUCAGUAAUUGGUUAAUUACACCUAAACAGUCUGAUUCUUGGUUUAUCGAAGGAAUUUUGACAUUUUACGGAGUUUAUCUAGUCGAUCAGAUUUACAGUGAAACUUUACUGAUGUCGAUUGUGGUUCAGACACGACGAAUGGUUUUUGAAUAUACACAAGCAUUUAUUGAAUAUGAUUUACCACUACAAGAAAAUCGACUUUUUCACAACGUAACUUUUAGUAAAAUGUGGAGAGAAAAAACAUUCAAUAUUUUCUAUAUGAUAAAUAGCUUAUUCCGUAAUCAAGAUGUAGUAUACAACUUUAUUUUUGAGAACGCGAUAAAGUUAUAUAACACUAGUACAUCAAGUGAGACAUAUAAUGUUCAGUCUAUUCUCCAGAAUGUAUGGAGCAAUUUAAUGUUUGUGCCGACCAUAAUUGAAAACAUCCGAUUAAAGAAUAAAGAUAUAAAAAAUGUGAUAACUACAUGGAUAACACAAACUGGGUAUCCCCUGGUACAAGUAAACCGGAACACUGAUGAACAAUCUCUAGAAAUUAUAGUUCAAGAUUGUGUUGCAGUUGAACAAAAGUUUCUGUGUGCAUAUAAAUGGUGGAUACCUGUAACCUAUGUAACAAUAUCAAAGAAUGUGUCUACUACUAAGCAUUAUAAAUAUAUAGAACCAAACGGAAUAAAUAUCUUUGUCCCGUAUAUUAAAGAAGAUGAUUUUAUCAUAAUCACAGGACACAAUG
Messenger RNA from Pseudomyrmex gracilis, 1021 nucleotides. RefSeq names its product aminopeptidase N-like. Gene Ontology annotation, cellular component: cytoplasm. The transcript has 5 exons. Lineage: Eukaryota; Metazoa; Arthropoda; Insecta; Hymenoptera; Formicidae. Gene Ontology annotation, molecular function: peptide binding; metalloaminopeptidase activity; zinc ion binding. The record is from RefSeq and is a predicted model, not a curated record. Gene Ontology annotation, biological process: peptide catabolic process; proteolysis. The annotation marks the transcript as partial.